Echinostoma caproni is the source of this 330-nucleotide messenger RNA. NCBI's taxonomy places the organism in Eukaryota, Metazoa, Platyhelminthes, Trematoda, Plagiorchiida, Echinostomatidae. The record is from the annotation of a GenBank genome assembly.
AUGGAAAUUUUUGUUCAAGGUGCCGCAUCAGCACGCACUAGUUACGCGGUGCAACCGAGAGAGACUGUUCUACAACUGAAAGAGAAGAUAAGCAAAAAAACUGGAGAAGGCGUGGGCAGUAUCAUUCUCACAUACAACAAGGCUGUAUUGUUGGACGAGAAAACGCUUGAGGAAUACGGAAUCCAGGAUAAAUGUGUUGUACAUAAAGUCGUGCAGAUUGUGGGCGGUGAACUAUUCGACUUCUGCAAAUCUGAGAACCACACGGAAGCUGAUGUGGGUAAGUAUGCGGUCACCCCGUUUAUCCGGACGGGACCAACAACGAUAUUUUAG